Polychytrium aggregatum is the source of this 2365-nucleotide messenger RNA. Its product is annotated as carbamoyl-phosphate synthase L chain, ATP binding domain-containing protein. Gene Ontology annotation, cellular component: mitochondrion. NCBI's taxonomy places the organism in Eukaryota, Fungi, Chytridiomycota, Chytridiomycetes, Polychytriales. The record is from RefSeq and is a predicted model, not a curated record. Gene Ontology annotation, molecular function: ATP binding; metal ion binding; methylcrotonoyl-CoA carboxylase activity. Bases 132 to 2297 code for a protein of 721 amino acids. The transcript is spliced from 18 exons.
CCCACAACGCAGCCGCCCCUGCCGCGGCCCCGCUGCGUCGCUCCCUGGCUGCGAUCGUCGUCUGCUCUUGGGCUCUCAGCGCAACCCUGUUGAUCGAUCGCUUCCCUCCUGCCGCUCCCGCCGCGAUCACGAUGUUCCGUCUUGUCCAUGCCCGGAGCCGCCUGCUCCACUCGGCCUCGUAUGCCGGUCUGUCGCAGAGAUUCGCUCGGCAAUAUGCAACUGCCAAUGCUGCCGACGUCUCUUCGCGCAAACCUCUGUUCGACAAGAUCCUGAUCGCCAACAGAGGCGAAAUCGCAUGCCGUGUGAUGAAGACGGCCAGAAAGCUCGGCAUCAAGACCGUGGCCGUCUACAGCGAAGCCGACCGAAACUCGAUGCAUGUCCAGAUGGCCGAUGAAGCCUAUCUGAUCGGCCCCGCGACCUCCUCAGAGAGUUACCUGCGAAUGGACAAGAUCAUUGACGUGGCCAGGAAGAGCAACGCCCAGGCCAUCCAUCCAGGCUAUGGCUUCCUUUCCGAGAACGCCGAGUUUGCUAAAAAGGUCGAGGAGGCCAGCCUCGUCUUCAUCGGCCCACCUCCCCAGGCCAUCAUCGACAUGGGAUCCAAGAGCGAGUCCAAGAUCAUCAUGACCCGCGCCAACGUUCCCGUCGUGCCUGGCUAUCACGGCGAGAACCAGUCUGCGGAGCACCUCAAGAAGGAAGCCGAUCAAAUCGGAUACCCCGUCCUGAUCAAGGCCAUCAAGGGCGGCGGUGGAAAGGGCAUGCGCAUUGUCGAGAAGGCCGAGGACUUUGAUACCAUGCUCGAGUCGGCUCGUCGCGAGGCCAUCAAAUCCUUUGGCGACGACCAGGUCCUUGUCGAAAAGUACAUCCUCCGUCCCCGCCACAUCGAAGUCCAGGUUUUUGCCGACAAGGGUGGAGAGGCCGUCUAUCUGUUCGAGCGAGACUGCAGUGUCCAGCGCCGCCACCAAAAGGUUCUGGAGGAGGCCCCUGCUCCCGGCCUGACUCCCGAGCUCCGCCAUUCUCUUGGCACCAAGGCCGUUGCUGCUGCCAAGGCCGUCAACUAUGUCGGCGCCGGCACCGUCGAGUUCAUCUUUGACACCGACACCAAUGAGUUCUACUUUAUGGAGAUGAACACCCGCCUCCAAGUCGAGCACCCCGUCACCGAGAUGGUCACGGCCACCGACUUGGUGCACUGGCAGUUGGAUGUCGCCGCCGGCAACCCCCUGCCCCUCAACCAGGAACAGCUUCGUCUCGAUGGCCACGCCUUCGAGGCCCGUAUUUAUGCCGAGAAUCCCGCCAACAACUUCCUGCCCGACACUGGGCCACUCAUCCACAUGAAAACUCCAGUCCCGAGCGAUAGUCUCCGUGCCGAAACGGGUGUUCGCCAAGGAGACCAAGUCAGCGUCUACUAUGAUCCUAUGAUCUCCAAGCUGGUCGUCCGCGGACAGGAUCGCACCGAAGCCCUGCGCGCUCUUCGAAAGGCGCUGGAUGAGUUUGAGGUUGUCGGCCUGAACACCAACAUCGACUUCCUCAAGUCCCUGGCCUCGCAUCCCGCAUUCAUCAGUGGCGAUGUCGACACUGGAUUCAUCAAGAAACACGAGUCGGCACUCUUCAAGCCACAGGACCCCGCUUCCCCCGUUGUGCUGACCCAGGCUGCGUUGUCCUUCGUCGCCAAGGCACUGCUCCGCGAGCAAGCUCAGCGCGCCAUGACUUCUGAUCCCUUCUCCCCUUGGGGCACCCUUGCGGGACAGCGUCUGAACCACACCCACACCAAGAAGCUCACUUUCCUCGAGGGCGAAAAGGAGGUCGUUGUCGAGUUUGAGUAUCUCACCGGCAACGAAUACAACGUCGAGGUGACAGAUUCGACCGGCGCCAAGACCACGCUGACGAAUGUCCGUCUCGAGCUGAACGACACACGCGAGACGCUGCUGGUUGCCCACAUUGGCGACCGCAAGAUCCAAAGCACCGUGGUGCAGAACGGCAGCGAGGUGGUUGUCUUCCUGGAUGGCACCAAGCGAACCUUUGCCGUCCCAGAGGUCGAGUACGACGACGACCACCACAAGCACGACACUGGUGGUGUGCGCACCCCGAUGCCGUGCAAGAUUUCUCAGAUCAACGUCCAGCCUGGACAAAAGGUUGUCAAGGGCCAGCCGCUGGUUGUGCUGGAAGCCAUGAAGAUGGAGCAUGUCAUCAAGUCGCCCCAGGACGGUGUCAUAAAGAAGAUCCACUUCAGCGUCGGUGAUCUCGUAGGCGAAAAGAAGUCGCUUCUCAGCUUCGAGGACAGCGAGACCCGCGACUCGUAACCAGUUUGCAGGGAGCGAAGCAGUUGUCUGCGUCAGGACUCUCCGAAAUACAGUGACUUUCUCAACAA